Acanthochromis polyacanthus (spiny chromis) is the source of this 1317-nucleotide messenger RNA. RefSeq names its product P2Y purinoceptor 1. The transcript has 3 exons. The record is from RefSeq and is a predicted model, not a curated record. The coding region runs from base 21 to 1130 and encodes 369 amino acids. Gene Ontology annotation, biological process: G protein-coupled receptor signaling pathway. Gene Ontology annotation, cellular component: membrane. Gene Ontology annotation, molecular function: neuropeptide receptor activity. NCBI's taxonomy places the organism in Eukaryota, Metazoa, Chordata, Actinopteri, Pomacentridae.
UUAAAACAGGAAGUAAAACCAUGUGUGGCAUAUUUCUGUUUCUGUUCCAAAGAACACCUGCACCGCGAGGAGCAAAUCUUACUACCGGCUGUUCAGAAGACAGCAGAAUACCAAUUUUCUGCUUUUCAAAACACAGAAUGAAGAACCACUCUUGUCCGUAUAUCAGCUUUGACUUUACAAGCAGAUUUCUGCCUCCAGUCUUCUUCUUGGUGUUCAUCAUCGGUCUGGCAGCUAAUGGAUGGGGACUGAAGUCUUUGCUGCAGAAAUGGAAGAAACUGGGGAAUGUUAAUGUCUUUGUUCUCAACCUUGGACUUGCAGAUAUUUUGUAUCUGCUCACACUCCCGUUUCUGAUGGUGUACUACAGGAAAAGUGAAUGGAUCUUUGGAGAUGUGUUCUGCAAGAUAACAAGGUUCUGCUUCAACCUGAAUUUGUACGGCAGCAUCGGCUUCCUCACCUGUAUAAGUGUGUACAGGUACCUGGCUGUUGUCCAUCCAGUGAGAGUGAUGGGAAGAUUAACUGUCACCCACUCUGUGGCUAUCUCAGUCAUGGUUUGGCUGUUGGUGGGUGUUCAGAGUCUUCCAGAUAUGUUCUACGUUAAAACAACAUACAAAAACAACACCGGGAAAUGUUUUGACACCACCUCGAAAGACUACGUUGAGGAUUAUCUGAAAUACAGUCUUGGAUGGACAUUCACUGGAUUUCUCAUCCCCCUCCUCAUCACACUGGGUUGCUAUGGACACGUGAUUGUUGUUCUGUGUCGCACAAAUACCACAGACAAGGUACUGAAACAAAGAUGCUUGAAGUUGUUGUUCAUCUUGAUUCUUCUCUUCUCUGUGUGUUACAUCCCCUACCAUGUACUCAAGAACCUCACCCUCUAUGCAAGAGUUUUGUCUAACCAGAAGACUGACACGAAGAUUCCGUGGGAACCAACAGUCUUUGGUGCUCAUCAGAUAAGUCGUGGACUUGUGUGUCUGAACAGUGCUCUCAACCCUCUGGUUUACCUCCAUACAGUUGAAAAUAUUCCUGCUCAGCUCAGACAGCUGCUCCAGAAAACUCGUCAGAUGUUUAAUUGUCGGUGCACAUCUCACACUGGCAGAGUGCCUGUAGCGCAAAAUGUAGAUGAAGUUUAACAUGAUUGUUUUGUUACUUAUACAAGUUUCUACCUUCUAGCUAAUGCCUUUAAUGCUAUUAGCAUUGCAUUCUUUUCCUUGUCAAUACAUUUAACACAUGGGGAUAUGUCUUUUGUUCUCUGCUUUUUAGGGUGCUGUUGUUACAACAUGCUGAAAAUGUGCUAAAUAAAGGGGAAAUUCAGCUCUU